AUGAUCGUAUCAGACAACGGUACGCAGUUUACAGCGAAGGAGUUCCAGGAAUUUUGCGACCAGCAGGGAUUCGAGCACGUUCCAUCUUCGCCGUUCCACAGUCAAACGUGCUAUCGACGAACACCAUGCGCGUCAACGCCACGACGUCCUUCUCCAGCAGAGGUGUUCCUAGUGAGGACGUCGUUGACGCUGCAGAAGGAAUCAGCUAAAGAAGAAGGAACGUGCAAUGUGGAAAUGGAAGAACAGUUCAAUCGUCAUCAUGAAGCACGGAAGAGAUCGUACCACAAAGAAAAACUCGUGUGGGUGCGUGGCUAUAGCCCGGGACAUGAGAAAUGGAUUCCUGCUCGUGUGAAGAAUCGCCAUGAACGAGCCGUGUACGACGAAAGACGAUUUGUGGAGAAGAAAUGCGAACCAGAUGCAUGGAGAAAAGCAGCCGAGAGUUAG
Necator americanus (New World hookworm) is the source of this 444-nucleotide messenger RNA. RefSeq lists its product as uncharacterized. The record is from RefSeq and is a predicted model, not a curated record. Bases 1 to 444 code for a protein of 147 amino acids. The transcript is spliced from 2 exons. Gene Ontology annotation, molecular function: nucleic acid binding. Gene Ontology annotation, biological process: DNA integration. NCBI's taxonomy places the organism in Eukaryota, Metazoa, Nematoda, Chromadorea, Rhabditida, Ancylostomatidae.